AUGGAAGCCCUCUCGACGGCCAUCCGGCCCCUCGCGCAGCCCAUCACCCACAACCUGCCCGCCCCCAUCCGCGACCUCGGCGUCUCCAUCAUCGGCGAGCGCUGCUACGAGACCCUGCUGCUCGACGUCCGCCUCGACCACCCCGAGUGCCUCAAGCUCGCCGUCAGCAAGGCCCUGGGCAUCGGCAUCAUUGCUGCCUCGUCCAUCGUCAAGGUGCCCCAGAUCCUCAAGCUCGUCAACUCGCGCUCCGCCGAGGGCGUCUCCUUCCUCGCAUACCUCCUCGAGACGAGCGCCUACCUCAUCACCCUCGCCUACAAUGUCCGCAACGGCUUUCCGUUUAGCACCUUUGGCGAGACGGCCCUCAUCCUCGGCCAAAACGUCGUCAUUUCCGUCCUCGUCCUCAACUACACCGGCCGUGCCUCCAUGGCCGCCGUGCUGGUCGCCGCCCUCGUCGGCGCUGCCGGCGCGCUCUUCUCCACGAACCUGCUCGACAUGCGCGCGCUGAGCGUCCUGCAGGCCGGCGCGGGCCUGCUCGGCGUCGCCAGCAAGCUGCCCCAGAUCCUGGCCAUUUACCAGCAGGGCGGCACCGGCCAGCUCAGUGCCUUUGCUGUCUUCAACUACCUCGCCGGCUCGCUGUCGCGCAUCUUCACCACCCUGCAAGAGGUCGACGACAAGCUCAUCUUGUACGGCUUCGUGUCCGGCUUCAUCCUCAAUGCGAUCCUCGCGAUGCAGAUGGUCUACUACUGGGACGCGCCCUCGGAGAAGGCAAAGGGCAAGCGCAAGGAGCCGCCGAUCAAGGAAAAGGCGGUGCACUCGGCGACAACGACGUCGACCAAGAGCCCGACCACGCGGCGCCGCGGAUAG
Messenger RNA from Purpureocillium lilacinum, 864 nucleotides. RefSeq lists its product as uncharacterized. The record is from RefSeq and is a predicted model, not a curated record. Lineage: Eukaryota; Fungi; Ascomycota; Sordariomycetes; Hypocreales; Ophiocordycipitaceae.